AUGAGUUCAGUUCUGAGCAGUGUUAGUUCAGCGAGAAGAUCGAUUCGAAGCAUUUGGAUAAAAGAUCUAUUCUAUCUCCGAUCGAAUCAUCCAUUCUUCAUCCUUAUCUUUAUCGCCAUUUUCCUCGUUUUUUAUAAUAUUUGGUGGCUGAAUGCUCCGGUUGCAUCUGAGCCUCCAAGCGAAACGUCCAAAAUCAUUGUUUAUGAUAACUUUCGGUUGACUAAACACAAAUUUGUGAGAUUAAUGAUAUGUAUCCCUCCAACAGUCGUAGACUAUCGGUUUUCCUCUGUGAACGAUGCGAUUCGUCUGACUAAUUUAGAGUUUCCUGAUUUAGAAUUCACGAAAGAGGUUGACAAAGCAAGAAGGAAACUAGAUGAUGGAGUGAUUGAUAUUCUAAUUCUUUUCAAUAAAUUGGUCGAAACUGGAAGAGACAUUGAGUACAAUAUUAUAAGUCAAAAAGGAGAUUUGAAUAAACAUUAUUGUAUUCAUUGUGAUAAUGAGAGAAAAGAAACAUGGGGAAAUGCAGUUGAAUCACAAGUAAUUGUCAACCGUUUCCUCUAUUGGGUUGUCAGAUCAAGAGGAUUCAAUCAUCGAAGACCUCACUUCCAAAUCAGUAAUAUCUAUAUUAAAGGAACUGAUUCAGAUCCCAUGUAUUCGAAAAGACAAACUGAUCUAUUCAUUACGUGGCUUCUUCUUCUUCCGAUUUGCUCUCGACUGAUUGAUUUGUGGAAUGAGGAAAGAGAAAGUGGAUUCUAUAAAAUGUUUCUAUUUCUUCGUGCCCGCAGAUUCGAGUAUUUCAUCGCCAAAUUUGUUUUUUGGUACGGAAUUUCACUGCUUAUCAGUGGUAUUGUCUUGGCAGUAAAUGUGCUAAUCGUGCCAAUGGUUUAUAGUCCAACAUACGUUCCAUUUGUUAUCUCUUACGCAGCAUGUAUCACUACUUUUGCUAUAUUCCUUGCAACUCUUUUCCCCGGAUCGCCAUUCUUUGCUAAAUUCGUUGGAUUACUGUUGAUGGCUGCUGGAGAAUUUGGAUUUGGGAAUGUUUAUCAAGGGAUUACAUUCUUUCAACUAUCUGUUCGAUUCUUUGGAAAAAUAGAGAAUGAUGGAUUCGCAGUGGAUGCGAUAUGUCUUGCAUGCAUGACUGUCAACUGUAUUCUGAUGAUGGCUUUAUCCAUAUACCUCGACACUUUCUUCUUCUCUUACACCCAGGAACCACUCAAAUUCUAUUUUCUAAUUGAACGUGCCUACUGGAAGCCUACUCCGAGAGCUCCGAAAGUUGAUCAGUUCUUCAUUCAACAAAUUCUUACACCACGAGAGGAAAAGCCAGAAGAAAAAGAAAAGAAGCCAGAAGACGGGAAAUCUACAGAUAAGGUUGAUAAGGCGCCGUCAGUGAAAAAGGAACCAGUGGUGAAAGGUCCUCCAAAGAAACCGAAUCUACCAUUGGUUAUUCUGCAUGGUAUUUGUAAAAGAAUCAAUAAUCAAUGGAAAGUGAAUCAAGUUAGUUUGACAAUUCGACUAGGAGAAGUUACGACAUUUUAUGGAAAUCAUGGAUGUGGAAGUGAAGAGAUUCUAUCUAUAAUAAGUGGACGAAUGAAUCCAGAAUAUGGAGAAGUUAUGAUGGAAAAGUCACAGAGACCUUUGGUGAUUUCGAUGGCGUUUGAUGUUCCGAUUGUGAAUUAUUUCACUGUUGAAACGUAUCUUGAGUUUGUUAGUAGAAUGAGAGGUGUUUCAAUGCAAUCUGGUACUCUGAAAGAAAUGUUAAAAGAACUUGAUCUUGUUAAAGUAGAGGACCGUUCACUAGAUCUUCUCUCGACAACUCAGAGAGAACGCCUUCGAAUUGCAGCUGCUUUUGCUGGAGAACCAGACAUUGUUCUGAUCGAUUGGCCAACAAAGGAAUCAUUACCCGAUUGGAAAUAUAUGAUUCUUCGAUUCAUUGAAAAACGAAAAGAGAAAAGAUCGAUCAUUAUUUCUUCAUAUGAUGCAGAAGAAACAGAGACUAUUUCAGACAAAGUAGUUCUGUUGAGUGAAGGAUUUGUUGUUAUGAAUGGAUCGUGUGAAAGAAUUCAACAAUCAAUUGAAAGUGUUUUCGAAAUUCGUCUCUGGCCAGUGAAUAUAUUCACAGAUGAUCAGAUUACUGGAAUGAUCGACGCACUGACAUUGGGUGAUCCAAGAAUGAGAAACGAAGUCAAAUUCUUCGAAACACCCAACGGAAAGAUUCGUAUAACGUUGCCUGUUAUUUUCAGAAGAAGCAUCAGUUUGAUCCUUCAAGAACUUGAAGCGGUGGCUGCACAAUAUCAAAUUGCGUUUAUUGAGAUAAACAAGCCAAAUAUACAUGAUGUUUACACGAACUCAGUCUAUGAACCACGUCAGUAUGAACCUCUUGCAAACUAUGAGCAACUGAAAGAGUACUAUUCGAAACAAGAACGAACGAGCCGAACUAUACACUUUUUCAAAAAUAUGGUCCGAAUCUUGAAAGAUAAACAGUUUCUGUUCCAAGCAGUCGCUAUUUCUGUUCUCUUUUUUGCUCUCGCUCUGCUGACUCUCAUCUCUUUUUAUGGAACAAAACAACAUUUUACUCAUGAGAUAUCAUUCGAAUCUCAUGACUUUCCAAUUACAAUAUAUUGUGAUGACUGUUAUAAAGAGGAAUCGGAACAAGUCACGUUUGUGAAAAAGAGUGGAUCACAACAGUUAGCAGAUAAUCAAGCGGUUGUCUACUGGAAAAAGAAGUCUGCAUUGUCUGACUUGGAGCUAGUUUCUGUGAGUCGUGGAGAUGAUACAUUCACAAUGAUCAUACAGAAUUAUGUGAUGUCUCUAAUGGUUUCAAAGUUAACUGGAAAAUAUCCGCAAAUCAAAACAACUCUUGAGAACGGAAAGUUUCGAGCGAGUAGUACUAAAUCUGGAUUCUCAACUGUAUUCAAUGAUGUCAACAAGAAUCAAGCGGCUAUGAUUUUAUCAGAGUCGUAUGCAUUAAUUUAUAUGUUGGGAGUAUUCCAAACAUUCGUCUACACUCUUUCCGCAAUCCUUCCAUUACGAUUAGUUUCAGUGAAUAUGAGGUUGAACAGUCACUUGUUCCCAUGGCCUCGUUACUUGUACUUUGGACUUCUUUUCGCUGCGAAUAUCGCUGUUUUCUUGGUUCUUUCCAUAAUUCUAAUCGUUAUAACUUUGAUCGCGGGAUUCUUUUCAACUAGCACAGCCUCAUGUUUCUUCAGUUUAUUUGGAGCAUGGUUCAUGUCAUAUGUAUCCACUCUUCCACUAAUUUACCUUCUCGUCUUUUCUGUCAAUAAUCCGAUGGCUGUUAUUCCUACUGUCAUGGCAGUAUCUUCUCUUCUUGUCAGUCUUCCCAAUAUGGUUUCAUCGUUUUCUGCCGAAAAUCAAAUAUCGUUACAGUCGUUACUCCAAUUCGUAAGCUGGGUAUGUAUGAUAAGUCCUCCAACUUCUCUUCAAGUUCUUGCUGCUUUUCUGAAUGCUGGAGAGUUUCUUGAAGAUAAUAGAGGAACUAUCAGAGCACUCAUUUUAUUCUGUGGUGCUCAGUUUUUAGUCCUCAUGGUUUUCGCAGUUUGUGUUUUCCAACCUGGAUUCUCUCUCAUUCGACAACAUUGGUUCACAUCUUCUACUGCAGUCAAAUCAGUAUUCGAGAGAGGAACAACUUUGAAGCCAGGUGCUCGAAUCAAGAAUAGUUUUGUUUUCUCAACUAUAAAUGGAGGAACAACAGGAGAAACAGGAGGAGAGAAACCAUCGAUUGGAGAUACUCCGAGUCGAUCCGUGGCUGGUGGAGAAGAAGUCGAAUCGAAAAUAAGUUCCGAUAACUUAGCAGCAAAUUCAACGAGUAUUGAAGAUAUGAGCUAUAUCACGAACUAUGAAGAGCAUCUGAUUGAGAAAAUGUCGUCGAUGAAGAGAUGGGAUAACAAUCAAGAGCUUCCAGUUGAUAACUCAGCCACUUAUUUGUUGGGAGAUCAAACGGUAUUGAAGAGUUCUCUGCUGAAAACAAUUGCUGAAACGAAUACAACAGAACAAGUAGCUUAUGUCCCAUAUACUGAGUGCCUUCCAAUCCUCUACACUCCAUUCGAACUUCUUGAAAAUGUGGCAGCAUGUCAUGGAUUCGAAGUAACUGAAGACCAUAUCAACUAUCUUUUGAAUGCUUUCGACAUGAAAUCACUGGCUACCACUCCAAUUAAAUUGUUGACAGAUUCUGAUCGACGCAUUUUGAUGUUACUAACGAAACUAGUGAUAAAACCAUCAAUUGUGAUACUUGAUCAACUCGAAAUGUUCCUUCCUCAUCCGAAAAUGAUGACUGUUUGGGCUCUUUGUGCACGUCUUCGUGCCGAUGGAGUCGGUAUAAUCUACACUUCUCGUAACAAUAGUUUUGCUGAACACACUGCAACAAGUUGUGCUCAUGUGUAUAAAUGUCAAUUCAUGAACACUCAUCCAUCUGCUUCAAUCAAAGCUGGAAUGGGAUGCACUAUUUUGGAAGUUGUUCCGAAUGCUGAGACAGAAACCGAUAAAUUACUGAAAAUGCUGCUGCUUUCGAUGCCUGAUGCAACAGUUAUGCCAUCAGCUAACAAGAAUGUUUUAUUGAAUUUCAGGAAAGAUGAUGCAGAAACAAUGAACAUGAUCGUUGGAAUAAUUCGGUCAUUGAGUACUUAUAUUCAAUCUUAUUCUAUUCGUUCUGGAAACUUCGACGAGUUCGUCGCAUCAGCAUUCGGAAAGUGA
Messenger RNA from Caenorhabditis remanei, 4707 nucleotides. RefSeq lists its product as uncharacterized. NCBI's taxonomy places the organism in Eukaryota, Metazoa, Nematoda, Chromadorea, Rhabditida, Rhabditidae. Gene Ontology annotation, molecular function: ATP binding; ATP hydrolysis activity. The transcript has 28 exons. The record is from RefSeq and is a predicted model, not a curated record. Bases 1 to 4707 code for a protein of 1568 amino acids.